AUGGAAGGAAAAUGUCAGGAAAAAGAGGCGUUCAUUAUGGAAGCUAGUGUCUUGCUGCGAAUGGACGGCUAUGAAAACUACAAACAAAGAGAUAACAAAAUGGUCCAGGCUUGUUCACAUGCAGCACUCUUUUGUUGCGUCUUUCACAUCGGCAGCUUCGAGUUGUAUCUGCAUCCUACGUCCCUGUUUCCUAUAGCUAAUUCCAAACGAAACUUAACCCACCUUAACGCUCAUCAUCGUAUUACCCACUUUACUACUCUCAUCACCGUCACAACAAUCCAAGAAAACUCGGGUUUAUCACUUUUCACUCACGUUAAAUGCGAGUCAACAAAAUUAAAUUUCCACCGGUUUCCUAUUCGCCUUCCUCAUCCCCUACUAGACACAAAGCCUCUUGGUCAACCUGAUAUAGACGGUGAAAGCGAAAAAAGCGAACCUAGAUCCACGUGGACAAUCUUAUCCUUUUCCUUAAUUUUACCUUUUGUUCCUCCCCAUAAAUCCUCCUCCUUUUCCUCCUCAUUUAUUCAUCUUCAUCUUUACCAAAUUCUGAAUCUCACUCUCUGCAAAUCCAAAAUCUCAGUUUUAAUGGCGACAUCUGCAAUUUCAUUCCGUCCAGUAAUCAAAGCUUCUUCAUUAGGCAAUGGAAAAGCUGAUUUGAGCAAACAAAGGACUCAAGCUUCUCCACCUUCAUCAGCUAAUUGGUGGACACCAAUUUUUGGUUGGAAACAAGAAACUGAUUAUAUCGAGAAUUCCUCAUCAUCAAAACCUUCUGGUUCUGGAUCUGCUAAUAAAUUCAUGCCUGGUUGUUUUACUGAAGAGAAAGCUAAACAACUUCGUAUCAAAGCAAUGGAAUCUGCUAAUUUUCAUGAUAUUAUGUAUCAUUCUGCUAUUGCUUCUCGUCUUGCUUCUGAUGUUCCCAUCCGUAAUGAUCUCUAGCUUUACGUUCCUCUCCAAAUCAUCCGGUAUAAUUCCGGCGCCGGGUUGUUUUAGUUAACGGCGAAUUUUAGGGUUUUUUUUUAGGUUUUUAUUUUCUGUUUGAAAUGUAUGAAUCAAAUCAAUCAAAAUCCGUCGACUUUACCACUAUUUUGAUGUUCUUUCUUGUUUGUUUUCAAUUUGGAUUUCAACAUCAUCAUGUUUUGUACAUAAAUAAGAAACAUUGAUAUUAAAUCAUUUUCCACCAUUAGA
Messenger RNA from Papaver somniferum (opium poppy), 1182 nucleotides. RefSeq lists its product as uncharacterized. Lineage: Eukaryota; Viridiplantae; Streptophyta; Magnoliopsida; Ranunculales; Papaveraceae. The transcript is spliced from 2 exons. The record is from RefSeq and is a predicted model, not a curated record. The coding region runs from base 1 to 933 and encodes 310 amino acids.